AUGAGCAAAUUACCACAAUUUAGAACUUUGAACAACGGAGUCCAGAUUCCUGAACUUGGUUUAGGACUGUGGCAAACUCCAGAAAGCAAGAGUGCCAACAUCGUUUAUGAAGCGCUAAAGAUUGGCUAUCGUCAUUUUGAUUCUGCACAAUGGUACGCCAAUGAGAGAGGUGCAGCUAAAGGUAUCAUUCGUUGGUUGAAAGAAGACCCAAGAAAUAACAAAAGAAAAGAUAUCUUCUUUACUACUAAAAUCAAGGAUCCAAAUCAUGGGUAUGAAAACACUAAAAAAUCAAUUAAGGACUCCUUAGAACAGGUGAAGGGUAUUGGUUACAUUGAUCUUGUCUUAAUUCAUUCUCCACAAAGUAAUAAGGCCUUAAGGCUUGGUACCUGGAAGGCUUUACAAGAGGCUGUCAAUGAAGGUGUAGUCAAAUCUAUUGGUGUUUCUAAUUAUGCAGUUCCACAUAUUCAAGAAAUAUUAAAAUGGGAUGAAAUGACUGUAAAACCAGUUAUCAACCAAGUCGAAAUCAACCCAUGGUUAACAAGAAAGGAAAUUGUCAAUUUCUGUCGCAAGAAUGGUAUUGAAGUCGAAGCGUACUCUCCAUUAACCAGAGGUAAAAAAUUAAACGAUCCAACUAUAAAGAAGAUUGCCAAAAAAUAUGGUAAAGAACCAGCACAAAUAUUGAUUAAAUGGUCUAUUCAAAAAGGUUUCAUCGUGUUACCAAAGACAACCCACGAAGAGAGACUCCUAUCUAAUAUUGACGUAUUCGAUUUCACCAUUUCUGAGGAAGAUAUUGCUCUAAUGACACAUGAUGAUGAGUAUCAAGUAUUUUGUUCUUGGGAUCCAACAACGUACAGAGGGUAA
Messenger RNA from Maudiozyma saulgeensis, 861 nucleotides. NCBI's taxonomy places the organism in Eukaryota, Fungi, Ascomycota, Saccharomycetes, Saccharomycetales, Saccharomycetaceae. The record is from the annotation of a GenBank genome assembly.